Messenger RNA from Fimicolochytrium jonesii, 2735 nucleotides. RefSeq lists its product as uncharacterized. The record is from RefSeq and is a predicted model, not a curated record. The transcript has 3 exons. Gene Ontology annotation, cellular component: plasma membrane. The coding region runs from base 386 to 2476 and encodes 696 amino acids. NCBI's taxonomy places the organism in Eukaryota, Fungi, Chytridiomycota, Chytridiomycetes, Spizellomycetales, Powellomycetaceae. Gene Ontology annotation, molecular function: oxidoreductase activity.
GGCCUCCCGCUUUUCCCACCGUCCUUUUUCUCCGUAAUGCCCACCCUGCAAAUGUCCAUACAAAGUUCACCGCCGUUGCAAGUCACUCCGCUGCCUUUCCUGUAUACACUGGACCCUCUGUAGCUGCAAACCCCCUCGACGCACGGUGUGCAUAGUCUAGUCCGCUGUAGGAAUAGUCUUGUCGAUUCCCAGUUGCAGUCACCUUUUUAUUAUUCAGGGCUUUUCUGGCGACACAACGACUCGCAGUGUCGUUUGGUUUUCCCGGACCUGUUCUUCUUGUUCCCGACUUUGCCAGUCUCUGUUUUGCGGGCGGACGUUAUCUAUAUCCCAAAUACCCAAGUGGAAGCUUGCAUUCCACUCCGCCUCCCAUAUACGCACCGACACAAUGUCACAACCACCUCCACCGGCAACGACACACAGGGAGCCCUUCCGCAUACACUCAAUACAUCAAUCUAUCCUGUUUUCAUUACUACUACCAGCGACACUGAUGGUGACGGCUUGGUCGCUUUGGAGGAAUGCCUGUGGGAGUAUGGUCUGUCCAGAAAAAAGUGGACUCACCAGGGAGGCUAGGAUGAGCAUCGGAGGAUUCUACGCCUGGCUGAUCCUGGUCUCCCUCUUCCUCGUCCUUGCGCAAUUCACCCCCUACGGCCACGGCCACCGCUGGAAGCACAACUUCCUCCCCCUCACAAAACACUGGAAACCCACCUACGCCGUCAUCCUCGUCUGGGCCAUCGUUACCCUUCACCAAGCCGCGCAAUUUGUGUACUGGUUCACAGCAUACAGGGACCGCUCGGCGAGGAGGCAUACGGAGGCGACGGUGGCGGUGCUGCAGGCGGCGUAUAAGGCGGUGGCGUAUAAUGCGGCCAUUCAGUUGUCGUUGACGUUGUUGCCGACGAGCAGGGGUGGGUUUUUGAGUGGGUUGUUUGGGAUUGGGUAUGACGCUUCGCUGGGCUUCCACCGGGUAUCAGGCCUCGUAACAACCCUACUCGCCUUCCUUCACUUCCUCCUCUUCGCCGCCUACAGCGUCCUCAAAUCCGGCUGGCCCUCCUUCCUCCGCAUCACCUUCCUCCUCCACGCCCCACCCUCCCGCUACACCACCUACCACGGCUGGCUCGGCCCAAUCGGCCUGCUCUCGCUGCUCUGCUUCAUCUGGGUGACCCUCAGCUCCCUCGAACGCGUCCGUCGGCGCCACUACAACUGGUUCUGGCUCAACCACACCGCAGUCCUCCUCGCCAUCCUCCUAUCUUUCGUCCACGCGUCGCCCAUGGUGUGGUUUUCCCUCCCAACGCUGGUGCUGUAUGCCGCGGAUUCGUGCGUGAGGGUGUAUAAUCGCCGACGAGCAUAUACGAUCACCGGGCUGAGACCGGAGGCGUGCGGGUACCUGAGGGUGGAUAUUGCAGAUUGUCAUGUCGCAGCGCAGCCGGGGCAGUGGGUGAGCGUGAACAUACCCGCGAUAUCGAGGACGGAGUGGCAUCCGUUUACGGUUGCUAGUAGUACCUCUCGGAGCCGUAUUGCCACCACAACCCUGAACGACGACCCGGAACGACAACACCUCCUCUACCCCGGCCAAUCCUCAACCUCCCACCCACCGACAUAUACAUCCACCCCGGGCCUAAGCCUAAUAGUUAAGCCCAUCCCCUCCGAUUCCUCAUGGACACACGCCCUCCUCUCCCACUGGUCCACCUAUCAUCCCUGCCCAUCUUCGUUUCCACUCACAAUCCACAUAGACGGCCCGCACGGCCGCCUCCCCCCGCGUUUCCUGCACUCGGACACCAUCCUCCUUCUAGCCGGCGGCAGCGGAAUCCCUGGCGCGCUCUCUAUUGCGCGCGCCGUGCUCGACUCAUCAACAUGCACGGCACGGAAAGUGUACCUGAUAUGGACCUGUCGCGACCCGAACGCGGGGGAAAUGACCCUCUGGAGGGAGCUCGCCGGGCAUCCCCGCGCACCAGCCGUCCUAGACAUGAGAGUACACGUGACGAGGGAUAACGGAAAGCGGGUGCGGGAGCGGUUGGAUCUGGCGGGGUUGUUGGAGGAGGUUCGGAGCACGCCUGAGGCCUGUUCUCAGCAUGCGAGCGUGGAGGGGGAUGGGGGAUAUGAGGCGAUAUCGGGACAGAGGAGACGGUCACGACCGAUCCGGAGCCUCUCGGUGUACGCGUGCGGUCCCGGCUCGCUUAUGCGGAGCGUGCAGGAGCAUGUUGCGAGGUUUGGGAAUGUUGUUGGGGACGGGUUUGAAGCUCCUCGUCAGCCAUCAUCACCGGCAUCAGAUACCGCUUCGGAUAUAUCCACGUCCGAUGUGGAGGAUGUCGGGAGUAGUAGGGCGAGCGAUGAUGGGGAUGAACCGUGGGGGAUGCCGAGGGAGGGGGAUUUGGAACGCGGGUUACUGGGUGGGAGUGAUGGGGAAGGGGCCGGGGAAGGGAGGAGGAGGAGGACGAGGAGGGUGAAGGUUUUGUUGCAUGUUGAGGGGUAUGGACGGUGAGUUGGGGAUUGUUUUUUGGUGGGGGAUGGUUUGUAUGAGCAGUGAAUGUAUGUAUGUAUAUGGAUUUCUUGGAAAUAUACCCCGUGGUUGAGUAUGCAUUGACAACGUGUUCUGCAUAUGGACGAGUGUGCUAUACUUCGUCGGCCACCGCUCCAUAUUAUGAACCGUAGUAUCCAUACCGGCGUAUAUUACUGCCCGACAUUCGCCAUACGGGAUGUGGGCAACAUCACCAACUGUCGAAAGCAACGGUACAGUAUCG